AUGGAUUCCGGGGUUGCCGACCAGGCUCCUGAGACAUCUGUGAAGCAAGAACCCGGGGAUAAUGAAGCCGAGCAAAAACCGGAGGCAAGAAUUCAACUGAUCUCUGAUCCGGCAUUUGCUGAGGUGCAAAGCUUUUUCAAUUCAUUCGGAACUAUGAUGAAUAUGAAGCCUAUGACUUUCGAAAAACUCGAGCAGAAUUUCUUGUCAAAUGAAGUCGAUGGCUCGAUUAAUCACGAUCUGAUAGAGCUUCAUUUAUCGUUGAUGCGUCGCGUUCGUUACACCGGAGUUCGAGCGGACAACUUUGAGAAAUUCCUUUCUAAAUUUUGCCAAAACAUUGAUUCUUUGGAAUCGGAGCAUUUGCAGCUAACACGGUAUGGAUAUGCUAAUUUGUCCGUCUCCAGCCGCUUGGCGAUUCUGGUUGCACUUUGCGUAGCUCAGUUUGAAUACAACACAAAACUGCGUGAACUGAUGACCACAACGUUCAAAGCGCACGAUCUGCAUCUAAUUCCGCUGGGCAUCGACAAAAAUGGCCUGGCCUAUCGAUACCAACAAGACUCCAAAUUAAAUGUUCGCAUCUACACCGAAGAGCUAGAAGAUCGGAGUGGUAUCACAUGGUCACUGGUCGUUGAAACGCCUGAGCAGUUGGAAGAAUUGACGGAAAGACUUAAAAAUGAGGAUCUCGGAUAUAAGAAGAAGGAAGUCGAAAAAGAAAAGAAUAAGCUGAAGACCCAUGAUGAUGCUGGGAAUCUAAUCGUUUGGCUGAAGAACAAAGGCACUUUUGUGGACCGAUUCCUUGAUGAUCAUGCUAUCAAAGCUAAAAAACAACUUCGGCAAACAGAGAAGGAGGAUCGACGUCGCAAACGGGAGGGUGCCACCGAAAAGCCAAAAUAUGACGAGACAGAGGAGGAAGAAGAAGAAGAGGAACAGGAAGCACAGGAAGAGGAAAAGCCUGAGGAAGACACUGGGCUCCGACGUCGCCCCGUUAGAGCUGCUGCAUUGAAUACCAUGAACCGGAUGAGCAAAAUUAUCAAGCAACAGAAGCCAAAGACUGUGAAAGCUGAAAAGGCGCCAGAGCCAGAGGAAGAGGAGGACGAAGAAGAAGAUGAAGAACCGGAAGGUUCAGAUGAAGAUGACGAAUUCAAAGUCAGCACGAAGGGAAAGGGCACCGGCAUCAAGAGGAAGCGUAAACCGAAACCGGAUGCGGCUUCCGACUCUGAAAGCGAUGAAGAGGAAGAGGUUGUCAAGGAGCGGAAAGUCGCCACGCAAGAUUCUAAUUGCAAGAAAUGUGUGAAAAGUGAUCGUUGGGAAGUGCUACUUCUCUGUGAUAAUUGUGAUGACGCUUGGCAUACUGACUGUUUGAAGCCGCCUCUUUGGUACGUGCCGGAUGGCGAUUGGUUCUGCCCGAAAUGUCUACAUGGAAUGCUGGUCGAACGACUCGAGCUAGUCAAUGCAGAAAGGCAAAAGGCGCUCGCAGCCAUGAAGCUUGACGCCAAAAAGCAAACCGAACAAGAUCGCAUGCGGCGUGAGAUGGAAUAUAUUGGUCUAUCAGUCAACCUCCUACCGGUUGUAACGGCAAACAGUUCAUCCGAUGAAGACGUUGAAGAAAAUCCGAAUCUGCGCAAGAGCAAGAGACGUGCCAUCAAGAAGAUUUCAGCCCCACGGAUUCGAUCGAACUUCGAUCGGGCUGUCCUGGCUACAAUUCGUGAGGGGCGCACGAGAAGAUCUGUUCCAAAAAUCGACUACAGUUUCAAAGAGUAUGAAAAUAUGAUCAAGGAAGCGGUUGAAGUGGAUAAUAUAGAUAAAGACGAGGAAGGAGAGGCGGAUCCAUCAGAUUCUCGACCUACUGGCGGACGUGGCGAGAAGGACAUGAGCACGAUAAUGAAGGCUGAAGCGAAAGAAGAAGGAGAAGAUGGAGAAGAUAAUGCCGAAGGCAGCAAUGACGGAGAGCCCGAGAGCAGAGUUGGUCGACCAGCUGUAUCGGCCAAACAAAAGAAGGGAAAGAAGAGGCUCAAUGAUUUGGACUCGGAUCAAGAAGCCAGUGAGGGUAGUGAAUACCAAGAAAGCGAGAACUCUGAGGUGGAGGAAAAUGACUUGGCUUCUGGUUCCGAUUAUGUACCUUCGGAUAUGGAGGGCACAAGGAGACGUAGAAGUGCGAGGCAAAAGGCCAGAGGACCGACAAGGAGUGAUGAAGAGUUUGUCGUCAGUGAAUCUGAUGGAAGUGAUCUCGGCUAUCGUGGAAGACGCGAAAAGGAGAAAAAGAAACGUAGAAAGCGUGGCAAAAUCUACGAUAGUCUUUCGGAAGAACAAGAAGAUAGCGAAUGGUCAGAUGACUCUACGAAGAAGAAGAAACAAAAGUUGGCCAAGAAGGGGAAAGCGGAUCGCUCCUCUCGUUCAAAGCGAGGAAGAUAUGACUCAGCUGAGGAGUCAGAAGAGGAAGAAGAGGAGGAGGAGCAAUCAGAGAAUAGCGAAGUUGAGCGAACGAAGACCGGAAGGAAAAUGCGCAAGGCAGCUGCUCAGGCCACUAAAAAGGCGAAGGUCAUCGAAGAAGAAGAGGACGAAGAUGAGGAGCAAAAUUCGGAUGAGCCUGAAGAAGAAGCGCCAAAGAAAGCCGCAAAGGACCGCAAGAAAAAGACCCAAUCUGACGACGAAUUCACGCCAGAAGAGGAGGAAGAGGACGCUGAUGAAGAUGAUGAGGAAGAAGAUGAGGCGCAGGCUGAUGAAGAAAAGGAGGACGAUGGUAGCGAGGAUAGCAAUGAGCCGCCAGCGAAGAAACAGAAGCCUGAGACUUCGAAGCCCGUAUCAGACAAUCAGCGGAGAGCCCCACCUCCAAAAGCUGGGUUGAAUAAGCCGACGGCUGUGGCUGCUAGGACCCUGGUGAAAGAGGAACCUGAGGAGGACAAACAAGAGGAGGAACAGCCAAAAGAAAAAACCAAAGCCAAGCCUUCCCCGAGUAAGAAGACGCCGACGAAAGUGGUGAAAGAAGAGCCCGCGAAAACGCCGACUCCACCACCGGCUAAACCGGUAGAGACCAAACCAAUCGUUGUGAAGACUGAAAAAUCGGCAACACCUCCUAAGAGCGCAGCCCCACCAUCAAAACCAGGUGCUCUGCCGCAGAACCCAUACGGGCCACCCGGUGGGCAUCACCCUUCAAUGGCACCACCACCAUAUUACAAUGAACAGCGCCAGCCUUACCCGCCGCAAAUGGGAAUGUCAACGUAUAGUCAGUACAGUGGUCCCCCUCCGCCUGGCUACUACCCACCGCCAGGCGGUCAAUCACCCUACCUACCGUACGGUCCACCCUCUACUACCUAUAGUGCCAUGCCACAACAAUCGUCGCCUUACGCGCCACAAGGACAACCUCCUCAAACAUCUCCGCCCGUGCAAGCGAUCAGUACCGCCCCACCAGCUACAGAUGAAGCAAGUCUCGGAGGUGCUCUAGCAAGUGCGAUGGGCAAUGAAUUC
Molecule: messenger RNA, 3462 nt
Organism: Mesorhabditis spiculigera
Lineage: Eukaryota; Metazoa; Nematoda; Chromadorea; Rhabditida; Rhabditidae
Source: the annotation of a GenBank genome assembly